Molecule: messenger RNA, 2460 nt
Organism: Funneliformis geosporum
Lineage: Eukaryota; Fungi; Glomeromycota; Glomeromycetes; Glomerales; Glomeraceae
Source: the annotation of a GenBank genome assembly
AUGAACGGAAAUAUGGAAAAAUUUCAAACCAAGCCCAAAAAUCUAAAAGCAAACAUUUCAAAUUAUGGAUGCGUAAAUGAUUUAGACCAAGAUUAUUCACCAAAGAUUACUACAACUUAUAACCCACCUAAUCCUCCUUCAUGGUAUCCACCAGAAUCCUUUGGCGAAGAUAGAGAUAAUGGAAUUUUUCUUGUAGAUAAAAUCACGAUUGCACGUCAAAAACAAACUACACGACAAUUCUCGUUAAAACCAAUGGAUGAAGAUGAGUUUAUGGCAUUGUCUGCGUGGGAUGAUGAUAAUAGUAGUAAUUUAGUAGUUACAAAUUCUGAAAGAAACGAAGCUCAAUAUAUGAAUGAAAAUUCAUUUUCGAAGAAUUCAUCUGACACUACCAAUAUAGCUAAUAAUGUGGAUGUUUAUGAUGACGAUACAGCCUCCAUGGCCUCCAUGUCAACCUGUUCCACAGCAACGACUUCAGACUUAUACCCUUCCGUAAUGCACGUCACUUUGAAUGAUUUAAUAAAUUUCAAAAAACGACGUGAUUCUAUGCAAAAUAAUAUAAAUAAUUAUAAUAAGUCUAUUGAUACAACAUCUGUUAUUAAUAAAGGUAAACAAAGGAUUGUAAAUUUUAAGGAUGAAAUUGUGGAAUCACCCGGAGAAUCAUCGAAGAAAUUAAUGGAAAUGGAAUCAUCAGCACUAUCAAUCAUUUCAAAUGAUUCAAGUACCAUUAAAGAUAAUAAUUCAUCACAUAAAGAAGUAAUUUCGGAAAUUUCAAUAACUAUACCAUUAAACUAUCCAAAAAUAUCGACAGAAGAACAAGAAGCGAUUAAAAUUGAUAAACAAAACAAACUUCGUGCGUGGGUGAAAUGUUUAUGGCCACAACCAAGGCUUCCCGGUUCGAGACAACUAUCAUUUGGACUUAAUCCACGUUCUCUAUCAAAAAGAAAUCUCAAUCCGUCUAUAGUUGGAAUUGUCGUAAUGCAAAAAUCAGUUCCAAUGAUAUUAACUGCAAUAUUAAAAGGAACGAAACAUCCCAAAAAAGAAAUUGAUAGAAAUGGACAAAUAAAAUUUACGGGAGAGCCUGUAAUUAUUAAAGGAGUUUAUGAUCCAAGAGAAUAUUUGCUUUUGCAUUGUCCUACUUAUCAGAAUCCACCUUGUUAUAAUGGUAAUCCAAAAAAUCCUUGGACUGAACAUUUCUUGCUUAAUAAAAUUUUGCCUAGAUUAUCCAGUGAAGCAAUUAAAGUACAAAAUGAAGUUGGAUUAUUCUUAACUGUCAGGGAAUCAUUGUUAUGGGGAUUAGAACAUUCUCCCAUAUUUCAGUGCAGAACUUGUACAAACGUGCAACAUAGUUUUAGCAGGAAGUUCAAUUAUAAAGGGGUUCGUGAACAUUUAUUCAGUAGUAAACAUGCUGUAAGUUAUAUCAAUGAAGAGGAAAUGAUUAGAGUUAAUCCCAAAGAUUUCAUGAUGGCUUUUUAUAGAAAUUUACCUCCAAUGAUUGAUUUAUUUAAAUUUUUUAACAAAUUGUUAGUCGGCCAACCAAGUGUUCCAGAAUUCAAACUAGACGACUAUUAUUGUUUCAAUGUUGUAUCAUUCAAAGACGGAACUGCAACAUAUGUAGGUUUUUUAGAUAAAUGGUAUCUAUGGAGUAAAAUUGAAGUAGUUGGUUCAAGUGGAAGAGGUGAUCGAUUAUUCGGACGCAGAAAAAAGGGUUCGGUGAUAGAAAUGCAAAACAUUGAAGGGUUAGCAUACGGCGAUAAAGAAGCUGCUAUAAAGGCUAAAGGAAUGAAGGAUUAUCAUAAGGCAGCAAAAUCAUUUUUGUCGGCGGCUAAACAAUUCAAGAAGGUUGGUGAUGAUUCGAAUCUUCUUGAAGCUGCAAAUUGUUAUGAAGACGCAUAUAAAGCUUUUCAACAGACAAAACAAACUGAUAGAGCACUUGAAGCGUUGGAAAAAGCAGCUUCUAUUUAUGAAAGCAGCGACAGACAAAGCACCCGUGCAGCGCGUGUAUAUGAAAUAUUGGCAGAACAAUAUAAAAAACCAAAUAGUAUUCAGCACAAUUUAAAGAAAGCACUUGAGAUGCAUCGCAAAUCUGCCGAACUAUUUGAAUUGGAUGGAGAUGGCCGUUUCUUGUUUUCUUUAAUAUCACAAGCUGAAUUAUCUGCUGAACUUGGAUAUUUUGAACAAGCAAUUUCUCUCUUUGAUAAUAUAACGAUACUUUCGGCAAAUGAUUCCAUUCUUAGUUUUAAAGUCAAAAGUCAUGUUUUUUUGCAGUGUCUCUGUAUUAUCGCUUUGGGUGACUGGGUGAGACUUGAGAAAAGAUUUCAACAAUGUAUCGAGGAUUAUCCGAGCUUUGCAGAUAGUAGAGAAUCUUGCCAAGAAUAUGAUCAACUUACAACAUUGUCGUCAUGGCAAACGCAUACCUUACUUGGAGCCAAAAAAGCUUUAGAAGUUGAAGAUUUACGAUGA